AUGGACCUGCAUGGGGCGGAGAUAUUCGCCAUUUGCGAUCGGGCCGAGGCGACUGGCGAGGCGUCUUGCGAAGCGCUGGCUGGCGAAGUCAUACGAGGCUGGAAGGAAUUUCUCUGUGUACGGGGCGUAGGCCUGCACUUCAUCGCGCCAAGUGACGAGAAGCAAGCGGGAGGCCUCAAAUCGCUGUUUGCGUGUGGGGCGGUAGGGGGGCGUGUCGCGAUCCGCGUCGUCCCCUGGGAGCGGGGUGAUCUCGGUGGUUGCCUCGGAAACGAUUUCGGAAGACGACAGAGACAGUUCGGCCAAGGUGGCGAGACGCCGGAAGGUUGUUGCUCUUGCAGUCCGCGGCGGAGGCUUCAUGGUCGAGUUGCUCUCCGCGAACGGAACGCCGGAAAAAUAAUGGUGAUAUGGGAGGAAUUUCGCACGGUUUCGUUUCCGAGGGUUCGCGUAGUGGUGUCACCGGACUUGCCAGAAGUGAUUUCUCGUCAAGCCCGAAUUCGCCCACUGAUGUGCAUCCAGCUCGAAGUGCGAACGCAAACAAGGCACGAUAUCAAGUCGUCCAGUCGGAGGAGAGCUCGGCGCGGAGUUGUACCCGUGUUCUGCGCCUUGUCGUGUCGGGAAGAUCUGUCUCCUCUUUUAAUUCGUCCACACCUUUUCAAGGCCCAUCCAUAG
Chondrus crispus (carragheen) is the source of this 669-nucleotide messenger RNA. RefSeq lists its product as hypothetical. Lineage: Eukaryota; Rhodophyta; Florideophyceae; Gigartinales; Gigartinaceae. The record is from RefSeq and is a predicted model, not a curated record. The transcript has a single exon. Bases 1 to 669 code for a protein of 222 amino acids.